Ananas comosus (pineapple) is the source of this 2041-nucleotide messenger RNA. Its product is annotated as myb-like protein AA. The transcript has 7 exons. The record is from RefSeq and is a predicted model, not a curated record. The coding region runs from base 610 to 1584 and encodes 324 amino acids. Gene Ontology annotation, molecular function: DNA-binding transcription factor activity; DNA binding. Lineage: Eukaryota; Viridiplantae; Streptophyta; Magnoliopsida; Poales; Bromeliaceae.
UCUCUCUCUCUUAUACACCUGUUAUUGAGUCAAAGGCUCUUACCAAUUAUACAGCACAAUAAAUGAAUACAUAACAACAAAUAACUAGCUAAUACAUAUUAGAAGAGGUAAUGAUGAUGUGGGAAUUUUGUACCCUUUCAGGAGGAGAAAUCGAUUAUAUCUCAGAGGCAACCAGUAGAGGAAUUUGUCUCCUCCCUUUUGUCCCCUUCUCUCUCUCUCCUCUCUUUCUCUCUCUCUCUCUCUCUCUCUCUCUCUCUCUCUCUCUCUCUCUCUCUCUCUCUCUCUCCCCCUAGCAUUUAAUUCCCUUAUUAAUGAAUUGUUCUGGUGCAUAUUUUGGUCACCCAGUGUUCUAGGCCAUAGAGAGAUAUAGAAUCCCAACAAUAAUAUAUGUAUAGAGACCAAGUACUGCAAAUGAGAGAGGGAGGGAGAGAUAACUUAGAGAGGUGAACACAAGGAGGAGGAGAUUGUUGUUUAAAAGGUUCUGGCGAUGAUCUCAAAUAGCACUUGAGUUUAUAAUUUUCCAGUGAUCUUGUUGUAAACAAGAAUAGUUCUAUAUGUGACUAAGAUAUAUAUUAUACUAUGGCAACGUUACAUAUAUAAUUAUAAUAUAUGGAAAAUAACUAUGUAUACAUAAGGGGGGGGAGAGAGAAAGAGAGAGAGAUGAGUAACUGUGGAAAGAGCACUGGAGCUGUGAGACAAUACAUCAGAUCCAAGGUUCCUCGCUUGAGAUGGACACCUGAUCUCCACCAAUGCUUUGUUCAUGCCAUAGAAAGGCUCGGAGGCCAAGAUAAAGCUACACCUAAGCUUGUUCUCCAGCUCAUGGAUGUUAAAGGGCUUACAAUAUCUCACGUAAAGAGCCAUCUUCAGAUGUAUAGAAGCAUGAGGAAUGACAUGGGCAGGAAAGAGAAGCAAGAAAAUAAGCACUUGAGUGAAGAUAAUGGUGGUGGAGGAGAUGAUGAUGAUGAUGAUGAUGAUGGUGAUGAUGAUGAUGAUGAUGAUGGUCCAUGCCCUUCUUCAAAACCCACCAGAGAAUUCCUGUCCCCGUUUUUGUGCCCCGCUCUACCUCCGAAGAGCAGGUCGAGAAUAAGCCAAGGAAGGUGCGAGAAAAUAUGGAAUUCUUCGUAUUGCAGUGGUAACUACAUGCAAAGUGUGGCUUUUGAGCGGAAGAUAAAAGAGGAGAGCUUUAUCAGAUGGCACAGAUAUGCUAAUGAAUUCUUGGCAAAAUGUCACGAUCAUCCUUCAAAGCACCUCAAAUUGGCCCUGGGACGGGUGGUGCACGAAUCGCACUCUUCUGAGGGCAACAAACAAAAUGACCACCAACCCUCCUCUUCAGGGAAGUUUAUUUCUGAGGAGAGCUAUGUAAAUGCAGCGGAGCGAGUGGUAAAGAGAGAGAAUACCUAUGAUUGCUCACUUUCAUUAUCACUGUCGGUAGAUCCGAAUUACAGAAGCACCAAUACAUCCUCAGCCAGCGAAUGCAGCAGCACGGUCUCUUCGGCUUCAAGGAGGAGCUUCGCAGGAAGCUCAUGUUAUUCUGAUGGCCGUGGCAUUAACUUGGAUCUUUCCAUGUCCAUCUGUGGAUCUUAGAUUGAGCCUUUGUAAUUCAUCCUAUUUCUUUCUUUCUUUUUGUCUUGGAAUUUAUCGCCAUCUUGUAAGUCUGAUCUAGGACCUCUACUAAACAGCACUGCUUAUGCUAUUAGUUAAUCGUAAACUAGAUGCGAAAAGAUAAUCGAAGGCUUGGAGUCUAGGGCUUUCACUACCUGAUUACAGCAUUUUACACAUGUGGACCAUCGAAGCACUCACAAGACAAUGAUUUUAAUGCAAAUCUAGCUGCAAAACAGGACGAGUUGUCAGACAGUGACUAAUUGUCGUUUCAGCGAACAAAUAUUGUCGGAUCAACAGCACAGAGCCUUCUGUAUUAACUACAAAAAUACUACAUAUAGUUUGUAAUCAAAGCUACAUAGCAUGAUGCCUAUAUAUAACCAGUAUGGUUCUGAAAGAGACUUGUUACUUACCUCAACAAGUAUCUUGCCCUUUUGUCGCA